UUUUUGUUAUUUUACUUACUACGUUGUAAAAAAGAUGUAAAAAGGCUAUACUUUUCAUGGAUUUUUCCUGCAUUUUCCCUCAACUCUUCUUGAAUUCUACCCAAAUCUGAAAGCAAGUGGUUACGAUCUUCUGCUUCUACAUUUAUCUUUAAUCAAACGCAAUUCACGUUGCACUUGAAUACACGUGAAAAGUUCCAAUGUUUGAAAUAAAAAUUGUUUCGUUUUGCAAAAAAAAGCAAAUUGAAGUCACUUAUUAAAAAUUUCAACUAUGCGUCAGUUUAAAAGCACAUGAACAUUGCUUCAAACUUCAAAGCGAUCGAGAGACGAUUCGUAUGUUUCGUUAAAAAAUCAUAUCGACGGAAUGUCAUAAAUAAUGAAAUUACAUCGUAAAUCGACUUGAAUCAAUCUGUCAACAGAUCAUCACGCAAAAAUUCCAGUAAAAUCUACAGGAAAUUUUUCAACGAUGUACGUGUAUAUUGGUAGCACGGGGGCUCGGAAAUAAAAAUUUCAACUGUCAGAAACUCAUAGGAUAAAUGUGAAAUCGUGCAAUAUAAAUGAGAGUACGGUUGACGGGCAUGCAAAAUAAAAGCGUGGAUGUUAGCUUCGUGAAAGAUGUCCGGCGUGAAGGAUUUCUCUUGCAUCGGAGGAUUGGAGAAGCAUAUCAGGAUAGUGAAGGAAACAGUCCUGUUCCCGCUUAUGUACGGUGACGUCUACGCGAAGUUCAACCUAAAACCGCCUAGGGGCUUGCUGUUUUACGGGCCUCCUGGCACAGGAAAGACUCUAGUGGCCAGUGCUUUGGCUACCGAGUGCAGCAAUUGUGAACGUAAAGUUUCCUUUAUAUCUCGAAAAGGUUCUGACUGCUUGAGCAAAUGGGUUGGCGAGAGUGAAAAAAAACUUCAGAAAAUUUUUACUUUGGCUCAACAAUCUAAACCUUGUAUAAUUUUUUUCGACGAAGUCGAUGGAUUAGCGCCCGUAAGAACUAGUCGACAAGACUUUGUGCACGCCAGCAUUGUCUCUACUCUGUUGGCCUUGAUGGACGGCUUGGAGAACAAUUCAGAGAUCAUAGUAAUCGGAGCCACGAAUAGAGUCGAUGCUAUAGAUCCAGCUUUAAGAAGACCCGGUCGAUUUGACAGGGAGUUGUAUUUCCCUUUGCCGUGUUUUAGCGCAAGGAAGGAGAUACUUUCGGUAUCAUUGUUCGUGGAAAAACGGUUCAUUUCUAAGAUCUAUACGUUUAAACAACGAUUUUCUGCGCAACGACAGGUACACAUCAGAAACUGGAAACAAAAGCCACCGCAAAAGUUUUUGGCUUAUCUGGCGUCGAAAACGGUCGGUUUUUGCGGCAGUGACCUGCAAGCUCUUUGCGCCGAGGCGGUUAUGUGCUGUGUUCGAAGGAAUUAUCCGGAAAUAUAUACUAGCAAGUCGAAGUAUCAGAUCAACGAUCGACAUCUCAAGGUUGAGAAACAAGAUUUCCUGAGGGCUCGACAGAACAUAACACCAGCUUCCCAUCGUGUCGCAAUCGCACCCGUGAAGUCUUUGUCGUUUAAACUUCAGCCUUUGCUUCAAGACAAUUUAUCACGCAUUUUGUCUCAACUUGAAACGCUUUGUCCUGCAGGAAUGUUGAUUUGCGACGUCAUCACUGGCAAAGCUGCAUCGAGGUCAACUAGUUGUCCCAGGAUGUUAUUGUGCGGUGACGAUGACUCUCAUACUCGCCAUCUGGGACCGGCGUUACUUCAUACUCUGGAACAUUUACCUUGCCACAUGUUAGACGUGACCACUUUAUUCGAGGAAACAGGAAGAGCAGCAGAGGAAGCCAUUAUUCAAAAAAUGAAGAUGGCUCGGCGAAGUUUGCCAUCGAUGCUUUACGUCCCUGAUAUCUUAGCUUGGUGGGAUUUAGUGGAUGAGGCAGCACGUGCUGUUUUUACGUCUCUGAUGCAAGGAUUGGAUCGAUCGGUAUACAUGUUAAUUUUGACCACGGCAAACUGUUCACGAGAAGACUUGCCACCAGAUAUCGCAAAUUUAUUCGACGAACAUCAAGGCGAACUAUUAGAAAUAAUAUCUCCUGCAGAGCAACAGCGCGAACUAUUUUUCAAACAGUUAUUUGUUCAUCCAUCUGAUGUGGAAUCGAAUCAAUCUUCGCAAGAAAACAAAAUGAAUUCUGAAACUUUUGUUGUUGAAACAAUAGAUUUGGAACAAUUUGUGCCUCCAAAAAGAACUAGAGAAUUAGGACGAAGAAGAAGAAUGACUAAUCGGACCGACCCUGUCGAUAGUCCUGCGACACAGGUGUCAACGUCUCGGAGGAGCAAAGUGAAGAGCAAGAUUUGCACCGUUCGAUCUGCUCAUUUGUUGGUCUCGAGAUCAAAAAUCAACGUUAAAAGAAAAGUCAGCGCUUCAGGUGAAGGACCACCGGCGAAACGUUGGAAAAAUAAAUCCCCAAUAAAUUUGUCCACGUCGAGCAACGAAAAAUUGACCGAUUCCCAAACGGAAGAAUUGCUACGGAAAAUUAUUAGGAUGACAGAAGGGUGGCCCUGUCAUGAUCUGGAAAGUCUGUUCGUCUCUCUCGAAUUGACCUUGGAAAAAAACGAGGAUGAUAUCCGCACAGGGGUGGAGAAGUGUUUGAAACAUUUUACCGAACUGAGGAGAAUAAAGGCACACGUGAAGAAAAGACAAGAAGAGGACGAUUGAAUUUCUGUUUCUGCUAUGCAAGAAAAAAAAUUGUAUUCUGUUUGCUGUAAGUGACAUGUCCUUUCACUGAUACCUUACAAUUAUGUUAGAACAUAAUGUUCUAAUUAAGUCAGUGUAUUAAUGAUUUAUAACAUUGUCCACUUUGGUCCUUCAUUCGAAUGAAUUUUUUGUACGUGCUACACAUGUAUUGUAUAUAUGUUAUACACUGUUGCUUUUUUUUA
Molecule: messenger RNA, 2903 nt
Organism: Megachile rotundata (alfalfa leafcutting bee)
Lineage: Eukaryota; Metazoa; Arthropoda; Insecta; Hymenoptera; Megachilidae
Product: ATPase family AAA domain-containing protein 2-like
Biological process (GO): transcription initiation-coupled chromatin remodeling; nucleosome disassembly; nucleosome assembly
Cellular component (GO): nucleus
Molecular function (GO): ATP binding; chromatin binding; ATP hydrolysis activity
Source: RefSeq, a predicted model, not a curated record